Anguilla rostrata (American eel) is the source of this 1926-nucleotide messenger RNA. RefSeq names its product guided entry of tail-anchored proteins factor CAMLG-like. The record is from RefSeq and is a predicted model, not a curated record. Gene Ontology annotation, cellular component: GET complex. Gene Ontology annotation, biological process: tail-anchored membrane protein insertion into ER membrane. NCBI's taxonomy places the organism in Eukaryota, Metazoa, Chordata, Actinopteri, Anguilliformes, Anguillidae. The transcript is spliced from 4 exons. Bases 141 to 953 code for a protein of 270 amino acids.
AAGAAUGAGAUCAUCAAAGUGCGUCUGCGUGAGGUUUGUUCCAUUGUUGUGGCUGGAAAGUGCAACUCAUUACUGUAGUGCUUUUGUAAGAUACAUUAUUAGUUCGAUACGCGCAAAAAGAAGGCAACGCUUGUACGGAUAUGGAAACUUAUGCGGAAUGUCCAAACAGCUCAGAAGAAAAGGGUACUCUUUCUGCAGCGAAAAAAAGGGCAGAAGUCCGGAGAAGAAAAUUGCUGAUGAAUUCUGAAGACAGAAUGACGAGGAUCAUGGGAUUUAGUGGCAGUAAAAAGAAUGAUGCUGAUAACGCAGAGGGUGACAGAACUAUGAUGGAGCCCAGAGUUCAACUGGAUCAAGAGAGACCCGAGGCCUGGCCUUCCUCCGUAGCCUCCAACAGGCUGUCCCCUCUUGGUCUGGACAGGGGCGCACCGGGCAGCUGUAGCGAGGACAGAGGGGCGACUGAGGUUAACUUGAGGUCACGGGGAGAACUGCCUUCAGAGGGGACUCGGGGACUGCAGCAGUACCUGUCCCAUUUUGACGAGGCCACGAAACUACGUGAGCAGCUGGCUGGUGAGAAGCCGGCUCAGGAGAACAACUCUGACCCAGACCCAGAGCCGCUUGAUGUCUUUCGUCUUGUCCGGCUCAUUGGAAGCAUCGUUCUUGCCAUCAUCGUCCGUGUGUUUGUCUGCAACUGUCUGUCCAUAUUCGCUCCAUUUCUAACCCUCCAGCUGGUGUACAUGGGCACUUACAAAUAUUUCCCAAAGAGCGAGAGGAAGAUGAAGACCACAAUGCUGACUGCUGCCCUGCUGCUGUCAAGAAUCCCAGCCGAACUCAUCAACCGCUCCAUGGACACUUACAGCAAAAUGGGCGACGUCUUCACUGACCUUUGUGUUUACUUCUUCACCUUCAUCGUGUGCCACGAGAUGAUCCUCCUGUUUGGUUUAGAAGGCACCUAAAGGUCGGAGCUCACUGGUGUAAGGCAUCAUCAACCACUGGAUGAUGCAGUCAGCCACACCCUUUUUUUUUUACCCAUUCCAAAGAGAGCCUCCUGAACCACACACGUUACAGCAGUGGUAUUCACACUUGCCCUCGUCUGAAUUAGCUGCUAAUGUAAAGACGUAACCCCAAACCACCCUGCAUCUCUUCAAGGGCUGGAGGGAAUGGCACUACUAACUUGGUCCUGGACAGCCACAGGGUGUUACUUCUAGUGUUACUUGGCAUUAAUAAUAUACGUUUUUUUACACAGUUACCUCACCUCAGCUGGUUUUUUGGGCCUAAACUGGAUUCCGAUUUUAAUGUGAAAAUAAAAACCGGGAGAUCUUGUGGCUCUUCAGGAAGAGGGCUGGUGACCAUCUGAGAAUCACAUUAUCAUACAAAUAAACUUAUCAGAACUUCGGAUGAACUAAAGAAUGUAACAUGGCUCUGUCGCUUAUAUAUUGAUUAAUAACUCAACACGGAGUCCCUUUAAUUGCAGUAUAAAGUAUGUCUUUUGUGUGGUAAACUUAUUUUACGUUGUUAAAGACUUUACUUUGUUAACGACUUAAAUCUUUAAACCUGAAUGCUGAAUGUGUGUAAAUAUUGUCUCAUUUGUUGGUUAGGUUUUCGGAGCUGGAUUACUUAAUGGAUAAGCUUCCUUUGAUUACAGUAAUUUAAUGUGUAGCAUGUGUACAGAGGAGGGGGUUACUGUGUUCUGUCAGUGUUAUUUCUGGGUGAUUUGUGAGUGUUUUCUUUGUGUGGCUUGUGGGAGCUGUUGAAGGGGUUAAUGGUAACCCAACAUUAUACUCCCAAUUUAUACUGCAUGUCAAUUCUAACUUUCAAUAUUACAUUGUUAAAAAUAAUAAUAAUGAAUUUAGUACAAGUCAUUUUAUUUAUAAAUUAAUUUCAUUUUUAUUGUAUCAUUUUCUUAAUAAAUACAAUUGCAAUGUUGUA